Molecule: messenger RNA, 849 nt
Organism: Trachymyrmex cornetzi
Lineage: Eukaryota; Metazoa; Arthropoda; Insecta; Hymenoptera; Formicidae
Exons: 2
Coding region: 311-760 (149 amino acids)
Source: RefSeq, a predicted model, not a curated record
AACUCGCAGAUAUCGAUCUUGAUAUCGAUGUGGUUGCCAUUGCAUCGAUAUUAUUAAUUUCGUUAAUACACACGUUGUAAACAUCAAGCAAGUAGUAGACGUUAUUUUCCUUUUCCUCAACGUAUAUUCUCGCAUAAUCAAACACAGAUAGGCUCUGCUAACAAGGUUAUGGGCCCAGAGCAAAGACGUAGACCACCAAAAAGUGAGAAAAAUAUAGACUAUCAAGUAAGAGAGUAUACAUAACCUAGUACCUCGUGGAAACUUCUCGAAGCGUGAACAAAUUUUAACACAGAGGAAGUAAAUAAGUAGAAUGGCUUCAUCAUCAUCGCAAAUUGUCGAUCGCAUCGAUAAGCUAAAUGGUGCAAAUUAUCGGGCAUGGAAAUCUAAUAUGAAGAUGACGUUAAUACAACGAGAGUUGUGGAAGCAUAUAACCGGCGAAGCUGUUCUGCCGGCCGAACCCACACCGGAAGAAGAAGAGCGCUUUAAGAAUAAAGAAAAUAAAGCCCUAGCAACAAUUGCUCUCGGCGUGGAACCGGAACACCAAAUCCAUAUACCGGACUGCGACAAGGCGUCUGAUGCAUGGGAAGCAUUACAAAGGAUAUUUGAACCGAAGUCACGAGCAAGAAUCCUACAAUUGAAGAAGCAGAUGCUAUCAAUAAAAUUAGAACCCAACGAGACAAUGAAUUCAUACUUGGCAAGGCUGAAGACGUGUAGCGACAGCUUAAAAGAGGUCUCCCAGAUACAUAUGAUGGAAUGGUAAUGGCCCUGGCAAAUUUGGAUGAUGAAAAAUUCAAAUCAACCGAAAUUAAAGAGAUACUGAUGAAUGAGUACGAACGUCGAAUCCUAAAA